UUCAUCUGAAACUUCUCUAUUAAAUUGACGUAUAUUUAAAAAUGCAAAUCGAAGAAAAAUACAAUGAUUUUCAUACAACAAAACUUGUUUGCACUAAUCAAAAUGAACUUCCAAGUGAACUGCAAGCAAUCAUGAAGAAAAUAGCUCGAGAAGAAGGUUAUCUAAACUAUAAAAUGAUGAGUAGAUCUAUAUCCACAGAAGGUGGUGACUAUAUGGCUUCGUUAUACGAAGUGGAUAUCGAAGGAAAAACCAAUGAAGGUAAUAAAGAAACUAACAUAUUCAUUAAACGUGUGAUAUCACAGGAUCAUGUUAAAAUACUAGACGUUUCUGACAUUUAUUCUAAAGAAUUGUUCUUCUAUAAUGAUCUGAGCAAACUAUUUACUGAACUAGAAACAGAAGCCGGAGUACCUGUAGAAGAGAGAUACAAAUCGGUAAAAUCUUACAACGAAAGCGACACUGAAUCGAUAAUAAUGCAAAAUCUUAACAAGGAAGGUUUUACAACAUUAUACAGAAUGAAUGUGAUGCCUUUAAAGUUCGCAGAGCUUUCAAUACAGCAGCUAGCAAGGUUUCAUGCUUUAAGCUUCGUCAUACAACAAAAGCGACCGGAAUAUUUUGAAAGGAAAAUUAAAAUUUUAAAACAUCCAAUAAAUUACGGUGAAGAUUAUGUUGAAUUUUGCAAAAAUAUGUACAAAGUUUCUUCGAUUCAUCUCAGUAGUGAAAUAAAAGCGAAAAUAGAUAGAAAAGCCGAUGAGUAUAUGAAAAAUUAUAUAACAGGUCAUAAAACUGAUGUCAGUUGUCUCUGCCAUGGUGACUUCAGAGUGAAUAACAUACUACUAAAAAUGACGGAAGGAGAAAUCACCGAUAUAAUACCAGUUGAUUACCAACUAAUGCACUACGGGUCACCAAUUUUAGAUUUCUUAUUCUUCAUAUUUGGUGCUACAGACAAGGAAUUCAGAAGGAAACAUUUAAACCACUUAAAGGAUAUGUACCACGAAACAAUGGAACAAUAUCUAAAAUAUUUUGAUAUUGAUGUAAACAUGAUAUACCCUAAGAAGAAAUUCCAGAUGGAUUGUGAGGAUAAUUUGGAAUAUGGUUUGGAAUUUUAUUUAUAUAUAGGUCCCAUUAUGUUUACAUUGGAAGAUGAUGUACCUGAUUUCGACAAGGUUGAUUUACGAGAAGUAAAAGUUAAACUGGAUAACAGAUACUAUGAGAGACUGCAAGGAAUUGUUGAUGAUAUGAUUGUGGGGGGGAAAUUGUGAAAUUAAACUAAAGAAAUAAAGCCAUCAAUAUACUAGCUGUUCCGGUGCGACUUCAGCCGCAUACAAUUAUGAAUUUUUUGUAUAUUGUUUACAUGUGUCAAAUUAUCAAUUGCAAAUGUCAAAAUGACAUGACAUGGUGACAAACCA
Papilio polytes (common Mormon) is the source of this 1406-nucleotide messenger RNA. RefSeq lists its product as uncharacterized. The transcript has 2 exons. The coding region runs from base 42 to 1259 and encodes 405 amino acids. The record is from RefSeq and is a predicted model, not a curated record. Lineage: Eukaryota; Metazoa; Arthropoda; Insecta; Lepidoptera; Papilionidae.